CUCCGGCUCCGGCUGCCCUUGCCCGCGGUAUAUAAAACUUAUGUUGCCGAUUGCCACAUCCAGUCGAUCGCUGAAAUUCUCACCAUCAUUCCGUUUCGGGCAUUCGGACAUUCAUUUGCAAAAACGUCACCGAACCGAGCGGACACGGUUAAGCGCGGAUCAGACGGUAAUCAUCCUGAGCCUGAACGACAAAAAGCGAGUGAAGUGAAGUUUGCCGAUUGCUGCAUGCGUUUUGGGCUGUUGGGAGAUUACUUUAUCGGUGUCAGUCGUUUGGUUUUUCGUGCAGAUCGGUUACUCGAUGCAGACGCUACACCUGUUUGUAUGCAGUUACGCUGUCCCAACAGCAUUCCCUCUCUAAUCCUAAGCCUAAGCCUUUAGGGUUAACCGUUGAUCGGCGUUCGCAUAGGUGAUUAUUGCGCGAUUCGUGUACGUGUGCAGUUUCCAAGUUUUCACCACAGUCGCAAUCGUAUCAUCCAGGGUAUCGCAAGUGUUGUUCUGAGUGUCCAAAGAACGUGAAGAAGCUGUUCCGAAAUCAUAGCCCUUUUGAUUUCUUGUUUGCCUUUCGACAGAACACACACAUCAUGAACAAACUUCACGCUUCGUUGCUUCUGGUGACCCUGGCAGCUUUCGGUGCUUGUGCUGAAACGGUCGAUCUCCCCGAGUACCUGCACGUCUGCCACCGUGAGGAUCCGAAGCUGACCGAAUGCAUGAAGGAAUCGAUCGAAACGCUUCGACCGUACCUGGCCCGAGGAAUCCCCGAGCUAGACAUUCCCUCGAUCGAUCCGAUCCAUCUGGGCGAUCUGAUCGUGGCGGAAAGUGUGCCCGGUCAGGGCGUCAGUAUCUCGGCGAAGGACAUCAAGGCGUACGGUCCGUCGAACUUUAAGCUAAAAAAGCUCACUGUUGUCGAAUAUGGUAAGAUCUACUCGUUCGAGCUAGAGUUGCCGCAUCUGUACGUUGAGGGCCGGUACGUAGUGGAUGGUAGAAUUCUGCUACUGCCUGUGAAAGGUUCGGGCAAAUUUACUGGAAACUUUACUCAAGGUAUCGGUAGCGUACGCAUCAAGGGUGAUCGGAAACGCAUUAACGGCAAGGAUCAUCUGUCGCUCGCUAAGCUCGAUAUCAAAAUUCGUGUCUCCGAUGGACGUAUAAAGCUGGAAAACCUUUUCGGCGGUGAUCGUGUUCUAGGUGAAAUCAUCAACGAAACCAUCAAUCAGAACUUUAACCUGCUCAGUACCGAGCUGAUUCCGCUGAUCGAGAAAGCCCUGCAGAGGAUAUUCAAGCGGACGGGAAAUAAAAUUCUCGAACGUUUCCCGGAGGAAGUGUUGUUCAUUGUGCAAGCACUAACCGCAAUGGAUCGUUCUGGAAGUGCAACAGGUGGUCGUUCUGACCGAGGCCAUUCGAGGGUGACACGGUUACGUUCCAACAUGGCCAUCAGUUUGGCGACGAUGGCCGUGUUCGGGUUGCUGUCGCCGGUGAUUUUCCACGUGGUUGAAGCGAAGGAGAUCGUUAUUAGGAAUAAGGACGUACCGCAGUAUCAAGAGAAGCCGGAAUGGCUGCGAACGUGCAAGCGCGCUAAUCCGAACGAAGAUGAUUGCUUCAAGAAAAUGUUCGAAGGAACCUUCCCGUACAUUGCUAAGGGCAUUCCGGAAAUCGGUGUCCAACCAUUUGACCCCCUGCGGAUAGAAUCGAUCCAGGUGUCGCGCGGUUCCGGUGGCCUUACGCUCAGCGGUGGCUUCAAGAAGCUUAGCAUCAAAGGGCCCUCCAAUACGACGGUCCGGCGAGCAUUUCUCGACUUUGAUAAGCACGCGCUGAGCUUUGAGCUCGAGAUCCCGAAGCUGCGUAUCGACGCAAGCUACAAUCUGAAGGGAAACGUCCUUCUGCUGCCAUUGGUUGGCGAUGGCGACGUAACGAUGUCAUUGAAGAACGUCAAGACGACGGUCGUGACCAAGUUUGCAGUGCGCCCACUGCCCGAGGAUGCAAUCUUUAUCGAGGAAAUGAAAGUGACCUUCCUUGUCGGUGGCAUGCGCAUACAUCUGGACAACCUGUUCCAAGGGAAUCAAGUGCUGGGGGCAUCGCUGAACCUGUUCCUCAACCAGAACGCGAACGAAGUCAUCGCUGAGCUGCGGUCCGAUCUUGAGCAUGGGCUGGCUGACAUUUUUACCGGACUCUGGAACGAGCUGUUCAACAAGCUACCGCUGAAGCUUUGGAUCGCUUAACUGCAAGGACAACCGUUGUUUGCAGUCCUGUGUACAUAGUAGAGGAUAGUUUACCCGGCAAGCAUUCUGCUCGUUUUCUUUAAUCUAGACGUAACGAAAGGUAGCGAGACAUUAAGCGUGAACGUUCAAAAAAUAGUGAUGUUAGUAUAGGAAUUGCUCACAAUAAAGUAAUCGUGUAGAUGUGUAAGUGUUGUAAAUAUGAAUGAAUAAAAUAAAUUAAUUCCAACAUA
Anopheles funestus (African malaria mosquito) is the source of this 2443-nucleotide messenger RNA. RefSeq lists its product as uncharacterized. Lineage: Eukaryota; Metazoa; Arthropoda; Insecta; Diptera; Culicidae. The transcript has 11 exons. The record is from RefSeq and is a predicted model, not a curated record. Bases 582 to 2213 code for a protein of 543 amino acids.